This is a messenger RNA of Drepanopeziza brunnea f. sp. 'multigermtubi' MB_m1, 2703 nucleotides long. RefSeq lists its product as uncharacterized. Gene Ontology annotation, cellular component: nucleus. The record is from RefSeq and is a predicted model, not a curated record. Gene Ontology annotation, biological process: positive regulation of transcription by RNA polymerase II. Gene Ontology annotation, molecular function: RNA polymerase II cis-regulatory region sequence-specific DNA binding; zinc ion binding; DNA-binding transcription factor activity, RNA polymerase II-specific. Lineage: Eukaryota; Fungi; Ascomycota; Leotiomycetes; Helotiales; Drepanopezizaceae.
AUGACUCUACCGGUCGCCUGUCCUCCUCUGUCUGCUUGCUCUUCUGAACCGCCUACGCUUCCACAGCGCAAGCGACGUCGUCGAGCGCCGGCGAGUGGUGCCUUGGACGACUGCUUCGCCUGCACCAAGAGAAACGUCAAAUGCGAUCGCAGGAGACCCUACUGCUCGCCCUGUCUGGAGGUCGGGAAGGAAUGUUCAGGAUACAAAACCCAGUUGACGUGGGGGGUUGGGGUCGCAAGUCGAGGAAAACUCCGCGGCCUGUCUCUGCCCGUGGCCAGGUCCGCUCCCGCGCCCAGGAGCCCGCCGACGCCGAACCGACCACGAAGGAUUUCCCAUGCCAGUGGAUCCAAAGCCCUCGAGGGCGACGAGGUCAAGAUCAAGAGAGAGGAGCCGUCGUCUCGGGCUUCCAUCCCCGCCAGCCCGUACACGACGUAUGACUUUGUCAACAUGGCCCCCCAGGGGGUGAGUCCUCCAAUACACCACGAGUACCAGGACCACCAGGAACAUCACGAUCACCACGACCGCAUGCCCGAAUGGAACCUGGCUGUCUCUCACGAGUAUCACCCGCUCCCGGAUUACCACCAACAAAACCACCACCACAACCACCACCACCACCAGGAAGGUAUGAGCCAUCAGAGACAACUGCCGCAACUGCAUCGACUGCACACCUUCAGCUUAGGGAGAGCCGAUGCUAUCGGGCUGGGAAGCUCCAUCGACUCGCUCAGCACAUCCUACGCUGAGAGCGACGAUUAUGCUCCUUCUCCCAUCAGCCAGUCCUUCCCCGACGACGCCUCAUACAUGCACAGCCCGAUCACGAUGUACAACAACAACAACAACAACUACUCUUCGAGGAACUCGGUUACAGACAGUCCGGCUGCGGGUUUCAUGGCUGAUUCACGUGGUCCAACUUCGUGUCCGGAACACUACUACGCCUCGUCGGAGAUCAGCUCGAGCAUCAGUUCUCACCAGAAUCACUACGAUGUGAUCGAGAAUCGUCAGCAGCAGUCACCCCCCGGCGCCCGAGGUCUCUUCUACGACGACGAUAUGCUCGGGUCCAUGCCUGCGUCAGAAUGCGACAUGUACGCUACCAGUGCUCGAGCAAGUCACUUUGGCUGGACUUCAGUCAGUGAUGAUGAUGCUCGUUCUCAAACCGCUUCGGAAACAGACCCAUACAACCUGGGUCACGAAUCCAGGUCUUCCUCUUACUCUUCGGAAAUGUCUCCUCGGGUGUCCUUCUUCCUGGAUUACUACGAGAAGAUCAUCUGCCCGUCGGUCGUUUUCAUCGACAGCCCCGAGAACCCUUACCGAGAACAGAUUCUCGCCCUCGCUGCUACCAGCAAGAGCUUGCAACAUGCGAUCUGUGCUCUUGCAGCUUGCAAUCUUCGCAUGAAGCGAAAACAAUCGUUAGGCCAGGAUCACUGGCGACUAGCACCCCUGGAACUCGAAUUUCAAGACUGGAUCAGCGGUGGCUCGCGUCCUGUGCCUGUUCAAAGGUCGUCAAACCACCCCUUGUCCCCCAAUACUCCUCCGCCCUCAGACUCGUCGGUUUAUGAGGAGCACCAACACAGAACAUUAGCAGUCCAUCUCCUCAACCAGCAACUCAGCGACCCGCACAAGGCUCGACAUGAUUGCGUCCUUGCUACACUCUUCAUCCUUUGCCACUACCGCAUGUGCGAAUCCGGCAUCGCCCAGUUCCGAACCCAGUUCGCAGGUGUCAAGAAGAUUCUUGGCAUGCGUGACUCGGGCGUCGAGACUGGGAAUUGGGGCUGGAUGGAAACCCUCUUCACGUUCUACGACGGGAUUUCAGCCAGCAUCAAUAAUCGUGAAGCCCAACUCCGAGGCGGCUACCUCGAGAUGAUCGCCAACCCCGUGCACCCCAACCACGCCCUCGAGAACUUCGCCGGCUGCGAUUCCGUGCUCUUCAAAGUCAUCGGCAAGCUCGGCCGCCUCAACAUGCUCUCUCAACACCGCCCAGUCCUCGAUCUCCAUGCCGACUCCUUUGAUAUGGAACCCCGCCGCCCAAUUCUCCCACGCCCGCGACCUGGCUUGGCCGGUCAAGCCCUAGCCGACUUCUACAACCUCCACGCGCACAACUUCGACGGUAACGGCUUCGCUUCCACUCUCGACGACGAUGCCUCCUUCUCAGCUCUCGCAUCAACAUCGUCCCACGACGGCAUGCGCACUACAUUCUGGGCCGAGUGGAAAGCUGCUCGUCUCGCUUUGCAAAACUGGGAAUUCGACCCUAUCCGCCUCGUCGCUACCCUGCCCGUCACACCUUCUCCAACGCAACUCCGCGACCUCGGAUACAUCUCAGAGGCAUUCCGCUACGCCGCUCUAUUGUAUACCGAGCGCCUCGCCUGUCCUAACAUACCCUCGUCGCAUCUCAACCUCCAAAACCUCGUCUCGCAAGUACUAUAUUACGUCACGAGUCUGGAGCAGGGGAGUGGCGCGGAGAAAUUCUUGUUGUGGCCCUUGUUCAUCAGUGGGAGCGAGUGUGUGAACGAGCUACAGCAGGGUAUCGUGCGCACCAAGUGUCGGGAGAUUAUGGGGCGCAGCGGGUACCUUAAUAAUCUUGCGGGCCAGGAGGUACUGGAGAAGUUGUGGGCGGAGAACGAGGGCAUGAAGAGAAACGGGGAUUUCGGGACGCCGUUUCGCUGGAGCAGGUAUAUGGAGGGGUCUGAUGGGGAGUGGAUCAUGGUGUGA